This is a messenger RNA of Cheilinus undulatus (humphead wrasse), 1125 nucleotides long. Its product is annotated as somatostatin receptor type 3. Gene Ontology annotation, biological process: G protein-coupled receptor signaling pathway. The transcript is spliced from 2 exons. Gene Ontology annotation, cellular component: membrane. NCBI's taxonomy places the organism in Eukaryota, Metazoa, Chordata, Actinopteri, Labriformes, Labridae. The record is from RefSeq and is a predicted model, not a curated record. Gene Ontology annotation, molecular function: G protein-coupled receptor activity. The coding region runs from base 1 to 1125 and encodes 374 amino acids.
AUGCCUGCCAUCGUCAACCUCCUCUUCAACGUCGUCUCCACGAACACCACCAUCUCCUUCAGAGUGUUCCUGCCCAUGUUCAGCCUGGUCUCUCUCCUGGUCGGAGUCGGUGGUCACCUCUUGCUGUGGUUGGUUUUAGUGAGAAAUCCUCGCUGUCGCUCCAAGCCGAGCUCCAUCCUGCUCCUGAACCUGAGCCUGGCAGACCUGGGCGCCCUGCUGACUCUGCCCUGCGUCCUCCUGAGUGCAAGUUUCCAGGACUGGCAGCUUGGUGGAGGGACCUGCGUGCUGCUGGGGUUCAUGACCUCAGUCACUGUGGGAGUGGAGAUCUUCAGCUUGGCAGCUUUGUCGGUGCUGAGGUAUCGCAUUGUUGCACCACGGACAAGACUGCCAGCCAGUCUGACACAAGUGCUUCGUUCUGUUGCAAUCAUCUGGCUGGUCUCAGUUACCAUGGCACUACCGAAGGUCACCUACAUCAACUUCGACGUGGGCUGCACGUGGGCGGUGGGCCAAGACGAGUGGCUGUUCUUCCUCGUUCCAGCGUUCUUGGUGUACUACGUGGCCCCUCUGCUCUGCAUCGCUGUGAACUGCGGCCUCAUCAUCUCUCAGCUACAUGGCUGCAGGAGAUCUCUGGCUGCCGACAGACGCAAUAAGAAAGCCACCGCUCUGCUCAUCGCCUCCACGCUGGUGUUUGCCCUCAGCUGGUUGCCGUAUUACGCUCUGGAGUUUUUUAAUGUCAUGUCUCCUCAUGUCAGCUCAGCAGCUUCUCCUGUUAGAAGAUUAGGGCGAAAGUUAUCUUCAACUUUGUCUCCUUCAUAUUCAUCAGUCACCUCGCCUGACCCCACUGAGGUCUCAGAGAUGAGCGUGUCCUUGCUGUGGGAGGUGGCAUCGUUGUCUGCUAUUUUGUUAGUGUGUCUGGCUCCCUGCUGGAACCCGCCCCUCUACUUCCUGUUGUCACGUCCGGCUGUUCGUCAGCUCCGGGCUCUCCUGCCGUCUUUCUUUCAAAAGCACCUGGGAAAAAAACCCGUGCAGCCCUGGAGUAUCGCUCCAGCUCCUCCCCCUCGCCUGCCACACCCUCAGCCGUCUGCGCUCACACAUCAAACUCUGACACAUAGGCUGACUCAGUAA